CGGCCGAGCAGGCACGAUGGCGAUGCUCCGCGUCUCGAACUGUCCGUCGCAGGAUCUCGCGCUCACGAACUGCGCGUUCGUGAACGCGGCGGACGCCAAGUUCAUCCCGCACGCGGAGAUCGGCGACGUCGUGCUCUUCGUCAAGCCCCAUCCCGACGUCGAGCCCGGCGCGCUCGCGCUGAACGGCGUGCAGAGGAAACUCCUGCGCGUGAGCACCGGGGACACGAUCCGCGCGGAGCCGUUCGCGGUGCCGUCAUCGCAGUUCACCGCGGCCGGGAUGACGCUCGAGCUCGAGUUCACGAAGUUACGGACCGCCGCGGAGCUGAACGCGGUGGGACGGCACGAGGAGGUGGACGCCGUCGCGCUCGGCGCGGGCAUCAAGCGCGUCUUCGCGUCGCAGGUGUUCACCGUGGGUCAGAAAGCCGCGGUGGAGUACUGCGGGAACAACUACCUGUUCACCGUGUCCUCCAUGCUCGUCGCGGACGUCCCCGAGGGCGUGACGUCGUUGCGAGGGGUGUUCACCCCGGACACGUCCGUCGUCUUCGCCGCGGCGCACGGCUCCGCGAUCAAGAUCGUCGGCCAAAAAAACGCGGCGGUGAACUCGAACUUGUUCAAGACCAAGGAGUUCUCGUUCGAGAAGCUCGGGAUCGGCGGCCUGGACAAGCAGUUCGAGGACAUCUUCCGAAGGGCGUUCUCCUCGCGCGUGUUCCCGCAGUCCGUGGUGCAACGCCUCGGCAUUCACCACGUCAAGGGCAUGCUGCUUCACGGCCCCCCGGGCACGGGGAAGACCCUCAUCGCGCGACAGAUCGGUAAGAUGCUCAACGGCAAAGAACCCAAGGUGGUGAACGGGCCGGAGGUGAUGUCCAAGUACGUCGGUCAGUCCGAAGAGAACGUCCGCGCGCUCUUCGCGGACGCGGAGGCGGAGUACAAACAAAAGGGCGACGACAGCGAUUUGCACAUCAUCAUCUUCGACGAGAUCGACGCGGUGUGCAAAGCGCGCGGGACCACGGGGGGCGGCACCGGCGUGCAGGACAGCAUCGUGAACCAGCUUCUGACGAAGAUCGACGGCGUGGACGCGCUGAACAACAUUCUUCUCAUAGGGAUGACGAACAGGAAGGACAUGCUCGACGAGGCCAUCUUGCGCCCGGGGCGCCUCGAGGUGCACAUCGAGAUCGGCCUGCCGGACGAGGCGGGGCGGAACCAGAUCCUCAAGAUUCACUCGAUGAAGAUGAGCGAGAACGAGUUUUUGGGGCACGACGUGGACCUCGCGGAUCUCGCGCGGCGAACGAAGAACUUCUCCGGCGCGGAGAUCGAGGGUUUAGUCAAGUCCGCGGUGUCGUUCGCGUUGUCUCGGCAGGUGGACUUUCAAAACUUGGGCGCCAUGGAGAUCGACGAGGACAACGUGAAGAUCGAAGCCGCGGACUUCGAACGCGCGCUCGGGGAGGUGCAGCCCGCGUUCGGGGCGAGCACGGACAUGUUCGAGCGCUGCCGUCUGAACGGGAUCAUCUCCCCCGGGGAGAAGCACGAGAAGCUGCAUCACACGUGCAGGGCGCUGGUGGAGCAAGUUCGCGUCUCGCCCAAGACGCCGAUGUUGACGUGCCUCCUCGAAGGCGCCGCGGGGUCGGGGAAGACCGCGCUCGCGGCGACGCUCGCGAUCGGCAGCGAGUUCCCGUUCACGAAGCUCGUCAGCGCGGACACGAUGGUGGGGCAGUCCGAGAUGGGGAAGUGCCAGGCGUUGGCCAAGGUUUUCGAGGAUGCGUAUAAAUCGCCGCUGUCGCUCAUCGUCCUGGACGACAUCGAGCGGCUCCUGGAGUACGUCGCCAUCGGCCCGCGGUUCAGUAACGUCGUCUUACAAGCGUUACUCAUCCUACUGAAACGCCAGCCCCCGGAAGGGAAGAAACUCCUCGUCAUCGGCACGACGUCGCUGCCGCACGUGUUCGAAGACAUGGGACUCACCGCGACGUUUAACGUCUCGCUGCACUGCCCGCUGCUCGGCGGGGAGGAGGGGAAGAAGGUUUUGUCUCAGAUCGGCGCGUUCGAGCCGCACGAGCUGGACGCCGCGGUCGCGCUGCUGGACGAGCAGACGCCGAUCAAGAAGCUGUUCAUGCUGCUGGAGAUGGCGAGGCACGGCGGCGGCGGCGGCGGCGGCGGCGACGGCGACGCGGAGGACGGCGGGAAAAUUCCGCUCGAACGGUGGAUCGCGUGCAUGGAGGAUCUGCACGGGUGAGUCAGGGUUCGCGGCGCGGGGGGUCUCGUAGACGUGUUUGUUUUCCUAGCAACGGCGUAGAGCGCGCGCGCGUUCUGUUGUGCUGUACCGUAGUCGACACU
Molecule: messenger RNA, 2328 nt
Organism: Micromonas pusilla CCMP1545
Lineage: Eukaryota; Viridiplantae; Chlorophyta; Mamiellophyceae; Mamiellales; Mamiellaceae
Exons: 2
Coding region: 17-2227 (736 amino acids)
Biological process (GO): Golgi to plasma membrane protein transport; SNARE complex disassembly; intra-Golgi vesicle-mediated transport
Cellular component (GO): Golgi stack
Molecular function (GO): ATP binding; ATP hydrolysis activity
Source: RefSeq, a predicted model, not a curated record